Messenger RNA from Solanum dulcamara, 1629 nucleotides. RefSeq lists its product as uncharacterized. The record is from RefSeq and is a predicted model, not a curated record. Lineage: Eukaryota; Viridiplantae; Streptophyta; Magnoliopsida; Solanales; Solanaceae. The transcript is spliced from 12 exons. Bases 1 to 1629 code for a protein of 542 amino acids.
AUGAUUGCUGAUAAGAUUGGUGUAAAUCCCGAACCAAUAGAACCAUUUGAGGUAGCUACUCCUGUAGGAGAUUUUAUUAUAGCAAGGCGAGUAUAUAAAAGUUGCUCAGUAAUUAUAUGUGAUCGUUGCACUAAAGCAGACCUAAUAGAAUUGGAGAUGACUGAAUUUGAUGUGAUUAUGGGAAUGGAUUGGCUAUCUUCUUGUUAUGCUAAUGUUGACUGUCAACGGAAGGCUGAAGCGCCAACUAUUCAGUCAGUUCCAAUUGUUAAUGAAUUUGCAGAUGUAUUCCCAGAUGAUCUUCCAGGCCUUCCUCCCAAACAGGAGAUAGACUUUACCAUAGAUAUGCUGCCAGAUAGUGAUGUCCUUUGGGCUGACAAAUGCUCCAGCGGUAUUUAUGGACCUUAUAAAUCGGGUAUUCAGACUAUUCUUGGAUAUGUUCCAAUUUUGGGACAUAUUGUCGGCACUGAAGGUAUUCGGGUAGAUACACAAAAGAUUGAGGCUGUAAAGAACUGGCCUAGGCCGAUGACACCUAUCGAGAAAGACUUGAAUUUACGGCAGAAGAGAUGGCUGGAGUUCUUAAAAGACUAUGAUGUUGAUAUUCUAUAUCAUCCAGGAAAGGCCAACGUCGUAGCAGAUGCACUCAGCCGUAAGUCCUUGGGUAGCUUGACAGAGGUUCCAGCAGAAAAGAAGGAAAUAGUUCAUGAAAUUGGUCAAUUGGCCAGUCUUGGAGUUCGGUUGGCUGAAUUGGGAGAUAAUGGGAUUUCAGUUCGAGAGGUUGCUGAAUCUUCCAUUAUAGAAGAAAUAAAGCGACGUCAAUAUGAAGACCCUGUUUUGGCACAGUAUCGAGAUACAGGUAUGGACAAAGAGAAGACCCCUUUUGGUAUUACAUCUGAUGGAGUAUUAUUAUACAGGGACAGGUUGUGUGUACCUGAUGUUGCUAGGCUACGGCAACAAGUUAUGGGUGAGAGGUGCCUAGUUUACAGCAAAUUUCUGGAGAUCUUUUUAGGCGGGAGUAGGGACCCAGCUCAAAGUCGACAGAAAGCAUAUGCUGACAACCGGCGUCGACCUUUAGAGUUCCAAGUGGAUGACUGGAUUGUCCGUAAAGUAGGCAAGGUUGCCUAUAAAUUAGAUCUACCAGCUGAUUUAGACGCAAUACAUUCGGUGUUCCACGUGUCUAUGCUUCGUAAAUUCGUUGGCGAUCCUUCCAGAGUAUUUCCUGUACAGGACAUUCAGGUGACCGAGGAGCUAUCCUAUGAGGAACAGCCGGUGGCUAUUUUAGAUCGUCAGGUAAGGAGGUUACGCACCAAAGAUGUGGCAUCUGUCAAAGUAUUGUGGCGCAACAACAACCGAGAAGAAAUGACUUGGGAGGCGGAGGAAGAAAUGAAGAAAAAAUAUCCUCAAUUGUUUUCUGCACCCACAGGUAUGGAUACUUAUGUUUCAUGUCCUCUUCAGCUUCCCAGAUAUCAUCUAUGGGAUGCACCUGGGAUGGAUCACCCAUACACUUACAAAGCAUUGACACGUGGAAGACUGGAUGUACAGCUUCUAGAUCCGCAGGAAGGAAGUGGGCUAAUUUUGUUGGAAUCUCUAUUUCCUGUAGUCGCCCACCCAGUUUCUGAUGUUCAACUUUAA